Messenger RNA from Exophiala dermatitidis NIH/UT8656, 2844 nucleotides. RefSeq names its product topoisomerase (DNA) II binding protein 1. The transcript has 3 exons. Lineage: Eukaryota; Fungi; Ascomycota; Eurotiomycetes; Chaetothyriales; Herpotrichiellaceae. The record is from RefSeq and is a predicted model, not a curated record. Gene Ontology annotation, cellular component: membrane coat; AP-2 adaptor complex. Bases 1 to 2844 code for a protein of 947 amino acids. Gene Ontology annotation, molecular function: clathrin-cargo adaptor activity. Gene Ontology annotation, biological process: intracellular protein transport; clathrin-dependent endocytosis.
AUGUCGUCUAUGCGCGGACUUGUCCAGUUCAUCGCGGACCUUCGAAAUGCCAGAGCCCGGGAGCUGGAGGAGAAGCGCAUAAACAAAGAGUUGGCCAAUAUUCGACAGAAGUUCAAGAACGAGAAAUUGGAUGGCUACCAGAAAAAGAAAUACGCCUGCAAGUUAUUGUACAUCUACAUCCAAGGAUACAAUGUCGACUUUGGGCAUCUGGAGGCGGUCAACCUCAUCUCCGCUACAAAGUACUCGGAGAAGCAGAUCGGAUAUCUCGCGGUGACGCUCUUUUUACACGAGGAACAUGAACUCUUGCAUCUGGUGGUGAACAGCAUUCGGAAAGACUUGUUGAGUCAAAAUGAGCUCAACAACUGUCUGGCUUUGCAUGCUGUCGCCAACGUUGGUGGGAGGGAAAUGGGAGAGGCUCUGAGUUCCGAAGUACACCGGCUUCUCAUCUCUCCCACUUCCAAAUCGUUUGUAAAGAAGAAAGCUGCCUUGACGCUCCUACGUCUCUAUCGAAAACAUCCUGCGAUUCUUCAGCCGGAAUGGGCGGAGCGUAUCAUUUCGUUGAUGGACGAUCCGGACAUGGGAGUCGUCCUGUCAGUCACUUCGCUCGUCAUGGCCUUGAUUCAGGACCAUCCCGAAGCCUACAAGGGGAGCUAUGUGAAGGCCGCCCAGAGGCUAUACAAGAUCGUCAUCGAGAACGAUAUUUCCCCAGACUAUCUGUACUACAAAGUGCCCUGUCCCUGGAUCCAGGUGAAGUUCUUGAAGCUCCUUCAGUAUUAUCCGCCAUCAGAAGAUUCACAUGUCCACGCUAUCAUCCGCGAGUCGCUACAAGCCAUCAUGUAUGCUGCAACGGAGGCCCCGAAAAAUGUCCAACAGAAUAACGCCCAGAAUGCCGUGCUAUUCGAAGCCAUCAAUCUUCUGAUCCAUCUUGACACGGAGCAUGAGCUCAUGAUGCACAUAUCUGCCAAGCUCGGCAAGUUCAUCCAGUCGCGGGAAACAAACGUGCGUUACCUGGGUUUGGAUGCCAUGACCCAUCUCGCCGCCAGAACAGACACGCUGGACCCGAUCAAACGCCAUCAAAAUAUCAUCUUUGGUUCGCUACGAGAUCGGGACAUCAGCGUACGAAGAAAAGGACUGGACUUGCUGUACAGCAUGUGUGACACGUCCAACGCCCAACCCAUUGUCAAUGAACUGUUGAAGUACCUCCAGACAGCCGACUACUCGAUCCGAGAAGAGAUGACGCUAAAGAUUGCUAUCCUGACGGAAAAGUAUGCGACCGAUGCCCAAUGGUACAUCGACAUCUCACUGAGAUUACUCGCCAUGGCCGGGGACCACGUCAGUGACGAAGUCUGGCAGCGCGUUGUGCAGAUUGUAACCAACAACGAAGAAUUACAAGCUUACGCCGCACAACACAUCUUUGACUAUCUGAAGAUGGACAAUUGUCAUGACAGUCUCGUCAAAAUUGGCGGAUACAUUCUGGGAGAGUUUGGACAUCUGAUCGCCGACAACAAGGGAUCUAGUCCGAUUGAGCAGUUGAUGCUGCUGCAGACCAAGAUGAUAUCCGCGCCGGACCCUACACGGGCACUGCUGUUGUCGACCUUUAUCAAGUUUGUGAACCUCUUCCCGGAGAUCAAGCCCCAGCUUCUCCAGAUGUUCCAGUUCUACAGCCAUUCCCCCGAUUCCGAGUUACAGCAGAGGGCUUGCGAAUAUCUGACCAUUGCGACAUUGCCUACGGACGAUCUACUGAGGACGAUUUGUGAUGAGAUGCCUCCGUUUUCAGAGCGAGCAUCUAUCCUGCUCCAGAGAUUACACAAUAAGAGUGCGGGCACGAGCGAACGCCGGACAUGGGUUGUCGGGGGUAAGGAUGCCAAUGCCGACAAACAGGAAGUUCUCCUGGCCCAACAACAGACAGGCCUAAAACGGACAUUCACAACCAUUGUCAACGGGCGCGGGGCGGAUGCCACUUCCAGCGCCAACGGCACGGGAACAAGGAGUGUCAGUGGCUUUUCGCAGAAUGGAUUCAGCAGUGCUUCGAAAGACCUGGAGGGUCUCGACAUGAACGGCCAGACCACAACAACACCCGAACUUACCAGCACAACCCAUUUGUCCCCAGAUUGGGAGAUUGGGUAUGAGCAAAUGUUUUUCGCCAAUGAAGGGGUGUUAUACGAAGAUCCUCAAAUCCAAGUCGGCAUCCGAGCCGAAUACCGCGGCCAUCUGGGGGUGGUGAAGUUGUACUUUACGAACAAAGCAUCGUUUCCAAUCGGAUCCUUUACUACGACCAUCGACAACAAAUCGGCCCCGAAUCUCAAGAUUGACACGAAGAAUCUGCCCGACUCGCACGUCGACGCCGACUCUCAGGUUCAGCAGACUAUUGUAUGUACUUCGGUCGCACCGUUCUCUGAAUCACCUACGAUUCGGAUUUCGUAUCUGGCUGGCGCCCUGCAAGGAUACACGUUGAAACUGCCGAUCUCGCCUCAUCGGUUUAUGGACCCGUCCGAGUUGUCGGCCGAAGAUUUCUUCAAACGAUGGCGACAGAUUGGGGCUGGGCCUUUGGAGGCGCAGAGCACGUUUGGUCUCCGUUCGUCGACCACACCCAUGAGCGACGAAUAUAUUCGAGAUGUCGUCCAAGGUUUCCGAUGGCGGCUUUUGGAAAAGGUUGAUCCGAACCCGAGGAACUUUGUUGGGUGCGCCGUGCUACAGCUCGAGAAGGGCAAGACGGGCUGUUUGUUGAGACUGGAGCCGAAUCAUCAACAAAAGAUGUAUCGGUUGACGAUCCGAGCGACUCAGGAAAAGGUCCCAGGGAUCUUGCUCAACAUGAUGCAAGAACGGUUGGCAAAGGGGCCGUGA